CCUACCCAGCUCUUUCUAGAACCUUCCAACUCUAACUCUCUCUCUCUCUUUCUUAUCUACCCCCAUCUCCUCCAAAUCACUGCAUCAGCCCCUCCGUCCUUAACCUCUUCGGCCCCCAAAUUUCUAGGGUUAGGGUUUGCGUCGUCAAGCCACGAAGUGUAUUUAGACAACAAAUACGCAUUGUAAUUCUUGAGUUACACAUACGUUUCUUUAUAGACGAAAAUGGCGUCAGCUGCUGCUCAAAUUCACGUUCUCGGAGCUACUCCUUUGUCUUCUUCGAAGGGCUCGAAUGGUGGCAAAUGCUCGAAAACUGUGUUCUUUGGUCAGGGACUGAACAACACUGUGUCGUUUGGACUUCCCAAGUCUGCCUUUUUGACGUUAAAGAAAAACAAUCGUACUAGAAGAGGUUAUAGUACGAAACCGUUUCGAGUCGUAGCUGAGAAGGUGGUCGGAAUCGAUCUCGGCACCACCAACUCCGCCGUAGCAGCCAUGGAAGGAGGUAAGCCGACUAUUGUGACCAAUGUGGAAGGGCAGAGGACGACGCCGUCAGUGGUGGCGUAUACGAAGAACGGUGACCGGUUGGUGGGGCAGAUCGCCAAGAGGCAGGCGGUGGUGAACCCCGAGAACACAUUCUUCUCAGUGAAGAGGUUCAUUGGGAGGAAAAUGGCUGAAGUGGAUGAGGAGUCGAAGCAGGUGUCAUACAAUGUGGUCCGAGACGAGAAUGGGAAUGUUAAGCUCGAGUGUCCGGCUAUUGGAAAGCAGUUUGCUGCCGAAGAAAUUUCAGCUCAGGUCUUGAGAAAGUUGGUGGAUGAUGCAUCAAAGUUUUUGAAUGAUAAAGUUACUAAGGCUGUCGUCACAGUUCCUGCAUACUUUAAUGACUCUCAGAGGACAGCAACAAAGGAUGCUGGUCGUAUUGCUGGGUUGGAAGUUCUUCGAAUUAUCAAUGAACCAACUGCUGCCUCAUUGGCUUAUGGUUUCGAAAAGAAGAACAAUGAAACCAUUUUAGUUUUUGACCUGGGAGGUGGUACUUUUGACGUCUCAGUUCUGGAGGUUGGUGACGGAGUGUUUGAGGUGCUUUCUACCUCCGGAGAUACACAUCUGGGUGGUGACGACUUUGACAAGAGAAUUGUCGACUGGCUUGCUAAAGAUUUCAAAAAAGAUGAGGGCAUUGAUCUUUUGAAGGACAAACAAGCUCUUCAGCGUCUGACUGAAACAGCAGAGAAAGCCAAAAUGGAACUGUCAUCUUUGACACAAGCAAAUAUUAGCUUGCCUUUCAUUACAGCCACUGCUGAUGGCCCUAAACACAUUGAAACGACCCUUACGCGGGCAAAAUUUGAGGAACUAUGUUCAGAUCUGCUUGACAGGCUUAAAACACCAGUUCAAAAUGCCUUGAGGGAUGCAAAACUGUCAUUCAGUGAUCUUGAUGAAGUGAUCCUUGUUGGUGGAUCAACACGUAUACCUGCUGUUCAGGAACUUGUUAAUAAAAUGACUGGGAAAGCACCUAAUGUUACUGUCAAUCCUGACGAAGUUGUUGCACUUGGAGCUGCUGUUCAGGCUGGUGUUUUGGCUGGGGAUGUCAGUGAUAUUGUCCUUUUGGAUGUGACACCGCUGUCUAUAGGGCUGGAAACUCUUGGUGGUGUUAUGACAAAGAUCAUCCCUAGAAACACAACCUUGCCCACCUCAAAGUCAGAAGUAUUCUCAACAGCCGCCGAUGGACAGACAAGUGUAGAGAUUAAUGUCCUUCAAGGUGAGAGAGAAUUUGUUAGGGACAACAAAUCUCUUGGAAGCUUCCGCCUGGAUGGUAUCCCACCGGCACCACGUGGAGUACCUCAAAUUGAGGUCAAAUUUGAUAUUGAUGCAAAUGGCAUUCUCUCUGUCACUGCUGUUGAUAAAGGCACUGGGAAGAAGCAAGAUAUAACCAUUACUGGUGCUAGCACGCUGCCUGGUGAUGAGGUAGAGAGGAUGGUUAACGAAGCCGAAAGAUUUGCAAAGGAAGACAAGGAAAAGAGAGAUGCUAUUGACACCAAGAACCAAGCAGAUUCAGUUGUCUAUCAGACAGAGAAGCAGCUGAAGGAACUGGGAGACAAGGUUCCAGGCCCAGUGAAAGAGAAGGUUGAGGCAAAACUUGGAGAGCUCAAGGAUGCAAUCUCAGGGGGCUCAACCCAGGCCAUAAAGGAUGCCAUGGCUGCUCUCAACCAGGAAGUUAUGCAGCUUGGCCAGUCACUCUACAACCAGUCAGGUGCAGCGCCUGGUACCGACUCCCCUCCUGGCAGCGGAGCUGGGCCUUCGGAAUCAUCAAGCAAGGGCCCAGAUGGAGACGUGAUUGAUGCUGAUUUCACCGACAGCAAGUGAGAACAGGAGAGGGCCAGUAACCUCAUUUCCUCUUUUUGGCUUAUAGUCUUAAAUGUGUAAAGGAAUAUUUUGUUGGCAUUGGAUUUGAUGCUGGGGGUUAUUUUUUAGCUGCUUCCAAAUUUUUAUUAGGAUAUUAGGGGAUAUAAGUGUCCUGAUAAGUAUCUAUAAUAGUGGGAACUUUAGGGGGCCAACCCCUCCCCCGGACAAGGUUUUAAUUGUUUGUCAUUGCAAUGCUGAAUGAAUCCUCAAAUGAGAAUUUUGCUUGCCUUUUGGCCCCUUGUUGAUUUUAUGGUUCCUUCUGUUUUAUCCAUUCAUUUCUGAAAAUGACUGCUAAUUUUCC
Ilex paraguariensis (yerba mate) is the source of this 2692-nucleotide messenger RNA. The record is from the annotation of a GenBank genome assembly. Lineage: Eukaryota; Viridiplantae; Streptophyta; Magnoliopsida; Aquifoliales; Aquifoliaceae.